UUGCAAAACUUUAAAUAAACUAAAGAUAACCGAAUCAUUACUUAGUUGGGCCCACUGAUUUGCAGUCGCUCAUUUGCUUCAACUGGUUCCAAUAAAUAACAGAUAUCUAAAUGGAACGUUACAAGCUCGGACCCGCAACGAUCGAGUAUGAUCCUAUGUGUGAUAAAGAAAAACCACAGAGAAUUUCAUUUGAAGAUGUUUCGGCAGCUGCUUUUAGGAUUCAAAGUGAGAUAGUGAAAACGCCUUGCGUGAAAUCUCACAUGUCUACGACUUUUGGAAUGGAAAUUUAUCUCAAGAAUGAUUUCCUGCAACAUACUGGCAGUUUCAAAGAGCGUGGUGCACGAAAUGCUCUUCUGCUUUUAAAUAAGGAGACCAAAGCUCGCGGUGUGAUUUCUGCUUCUCUGGGGAAUCACUCGCAGGCGCUGAGUUUCCAUGCCAACAACCUCAACAUCCCUGCAACCGUGGUGAUGCCCAACGUAGCUCCGAUUAUGAAAAUCCAAAAGUGUCGCUCUUAUGGAGCCAAUGUCAUCAUACACGGCCAUGACAUGAAGGAGGCUAAGUACCACGCCAUGAGCCUGGCUAAGGAGCGCGGUCUCACCUACAUAAAUGGUUCGUUUGUCCCCAGUUACGACCACCCUCACAUAAUGUCGGGGCAGGGGACCGUGGGGUUGGAGAUCGUGGAGCAGGUGCCCGACGUGGACGCCGUGCUGGUGCCGGUGGGGGGCGGAGGCCUGCUCGCCGGGGUCGCCACCGCCAUCAAGCAUCUCAAGCCGCAUGUGCUCAUCUAUGUAAGUCCUUCACUUUAUGACCAGUCACCUAACAAAAGCAACUUACAAGCGGUCGUAACUCGUAAAACAUUUUUAUGCUAUUGAAAAAUGACCCGAG
This is a messenger RNA of Trichoplusia ni (cabbage looper), 885 nucleotides long. Its product is annotated as L-threonine dehydratase catabolic TdcB-like. Bases 111 to 872 code for a protein of 253 amino acids. Gene Ontology annotation, biological process: L-serine catabolic process; L-threonine catabolic process. The transcript is spliced from 5 exons. Gene Ontology annotation, molecular function: threonine deaminase activity; L-serine ammonia-lyase activity. Lineage: Eukaryota; Metazoa; Arthropoda; Insecta; Lepidoptera; Noctuidae. The record is from RefSeq and is a predicted model, not a curated record.